Molecule: messenger RNA, 3918 nt
Organism: Ilex paraguariensis (yerba mate)
Lineage: Eukaryota; Viridiplantae; Streptophyta; Magnoliopsida; Aquifoliales; Aquifoliaceae
Source: the annotation of a GenBank genome assembly
AUGGACAGAAUGGAGGGAAAAAGUGGAGAGAUACCAGCGGAGUGGAAGAAGACGGUGGAGUGGCUGAAGGAGAUGGUGAAUAACACGUUCUGUGAACAAGAGAUAUACGCCAUGCUUAAUGAAUGUGAUAUGGAACCGAACGAAGCCGCUCAGAGACUUCUUUCCCAAGAUACGUUUCAUGUGGUGAAAAAAAAAAGGGAUAGAAGAAACGAGGAUGCUCAGGAAUCCAGAAAUCAAGAUAACUGCAGUUCUUCAUAUCGGGCAGCUAGAAAUGGCAAUGAUUGUAGUGUUGAACAUAGUUGGCCAAUGCAUAUGAGCUCCAAAGACACAAAGGAAAGUGCAUCACUUGUUCCUCAACUAUCUUCAUCUUCUACAUCUGUGGGAUGGAACAAUAUGACUCAGCAUAAUUACAUUCAAGAUGAUGUGACUGCCCGGACUCUCUAUGAUUCUGGUCUUGCUAAUAAUAAAAGAAGGGUAAGAAAAACAAAUCAUGCAACUUCUUCAUCUCUUCAACCUCCAGGAAUUCAGCCUGCUUGCUUUGGGGACCCAGUACAUGUUUCCAUGGUUGACAUUGUGAAGACGGUUAGGCUGCAUGGCAACGCUGCCAACCUGCCAACUUCAAUGCCAGAAGCUUCCUUUCUUCCCCUCGACACAGUUGCACCAAAGUUCUCUGGCAACUUUGUGAAGGAUCCCCCUUAUUCUACACCUUCUAGAGAAGAAUGCCAGCAAGUUUUGUGUUUUGAAAAUGUUUCUAAAACUGAAAUGACCUGUGACCCUGGCAAUAAUGCUCGCCAAAGUAGUAUGCGUGAUGAAUGCUCCCAGGUUCAGCCAGUGAUGGCUGCCAGUGAAGUAUAUGUUCCCGCAUCAGAAACCAAGAUGCAAUCUAACAGUGGUGAUGGAACUAAUUCGAGUUUUGGGCACCAGUUUCAUGAUAUCAAAGUAUCAAAGGUAAAUGUUGCCAUGGAAAAUAUCUCCACGAACUGCAUCAGACCUGUUUCUGCAUCCAACUGUCAGAUGAUAAUUGAGAGUGAUGGAAGUCCAUCUCAUUUCAGCUGUGACACAUGUCAGGAUCUCAGUUCUUAUGAUCCACACAUGCUUACCUUUGAGCAGGAGAAAGGUCUAGAUGGUGGUUCACAUUUAUUAUUCCAAAAGCACUCAGCUACUUCUAAAAAUGAGGUCAACAAAGCAGUGUCGCUGGCUGCUGCAAAUUUGCAGCAAUUAAACUUGCUGGAGGACCUAGGAGUGCCCCCUACAGAUGACGGCAAUGCAGUUGUAAUUCCUGAUGAUCUGAAAGUCCCAAACGCUGAUUGUUCACAUUUGACUUUCGGUACAUAUAGAUCUGGCAUUGGUCCUGCAUUUUCUGCAUCACUUCCAUCAAAUCCGCUGAGAAGUGGGUUGCAGGCAGGGUCUGUUUUGGCAACAAAUGGUACAUCAGUUGCACAUUUGGAUGUCAGAAAACAGGAAUACCAUGAUCUUGGUCAGCUAAUAUCUAUUUCAGAUGCUUAUAGAGCAGCUAUAAUUGCUGGAAAUUGUUCUGCACCUUCAUCUCCAGAGCUAGAGUUGUCAAAACCGAAUAACCUUGAAGCUGCUGAUGGACAUCUUCCCUCAUCUAGAUGCGAUUACAUUUCUGAGACCAGCCAACAGCCAAAUCUGACUCUACAUAAUUUACAGUCAAAUCAGGAGAUGGGAAAUAUUUUCCCCGUUCCAACUGGAAUGAAAGCCAAAUCAAAUUCUACACAUACUGAUCUCUUGGCAUCUGCUAUUCAUCCUAUAAGCAAGUAUGAUAUUCCGUAUUCAAGCUUAAUUGUGAAAGACCUGGUGCCUGCAAGACAGCGUGCAGUAUCGUCUGGCAGUAGUCCUACUGUUCUAAUGCCACAGGCGCUGGAAUCAGGCUUUACAUCUGUUCCUCAGCCAACUCUAUCAAAUUUGCCUCAGAGUGGCAUUGCCACAGGAGCUGCACUUACUCAGCACCCUACAAAGGACCCUUACUCUCGACCUUCUCUCUCUAUGGGGCAUGAUGCUGAUACGAUCGGCUGCCCUUCCCUGCCUCAGGGCUAUACAUACAUGACAUCUGCCCUUCAGCAGGAAUGCCAUGGUGGCAGUCCAAAAUAUAAGUCUCCAACAGCAGUACAGAACGGCAACAUGAAUUACAACAUCCCAAUGUGUGAAGGUCUGAGUAGCUUGCCUCAGUAUGCUGACAUCACGCCUGGUUAUGCUCGUUUUGCUAGAAGCUUUCAGCAGAAUCCAUCCACUAGCCCUGCAAGAGCCGCUAUGAGCUAUGAUGAUAUAUUAAGUCCCCAAUCCAAUAAUCAAAACGAUUAUAUCACUCCUCAAGAGAAUGAUUACUCUGUGAUGUGGGCAUAUGGGACUGGUUCAAGAUCACCGCCUCCCCUUCCAGGCAGUACACACAAUGGCUUUCAGGAGCACAAUCUACCAUUUGGGGAGUAUCAAAGAAGUCAGCAGGACUCAUUGGAAGGGAGCACACACAACAGCCUUCAGGAGCACAAUCUACCAUUUGGAGAGUAUCAUAGAAGUCUGCAGAACUAUGGCCUUCAGGAGCACAAUCUACCAUUUGGGGAGCAUCAAAGAAGUCAACAGAAUUCAUUGGCAGGCAGCACAUACAAUGGCUUUCAGGAGCACAAUUUAAGGUAUUGGGAGUAUCAAAGAAGUCAGCAGAACUAUGGCCCUCAGGUGCAGAAUCUACCAAUUGGGGAGUAUCAAAGAAGUCAGCAGAACUCAUUGGCAGGCAGUGCAGAUGACGGCCUUCAGGAGCACGAUCUACCAUUUGGGGAAUCUCAAAGAAGUCAGCAGAACUCAUUGGCAGGCAGCACUCACAACGGCCUUCAGGAGCACAAUCUACCAUUUGGGGCAUAUCAAAGAAGGCAGAACUCACUGCAAUUCGGAGCUUUGGGGUACACACAAUUUCCUCGUUCUCAGAUAGGCAUCACACGAGAACAGCAGCAGCAAAGCAGAAGCAACAACAUUCAGGGGCACAAUCAACCAUUUGGAGAGCACCGAAAAAGUCCGCAGAGCUCACAGCAAUUUGGAGCUUUAGAGAACCCACAAUUUUAUCCUUCUCAGACGGGCAUCCCACGAGAACAGCAACCGCACCAGCAGAAAAGCCAAUCUAAUGGGCUGUUUGAUGCAAGCAAGGGAAGGAUUGAACCGAUGGCUGGCGGUGCAGACCUUUCUUUCCCUCCUUUUGAGUCCGAAGGUAACAUGGAACAUAUGGCUCCAAAACAGCCAAAGGCAAUGCCAACACUUUCUUCAACAGCUGAGGGAGAAAUAAUUCGAAGGCCUCGUGGCCGGCCAGCAGGCUCCAAGAACAAGCCCAAGCCACCCAUUAUCAUCACCCGGGACAGCGCUAAUGCACUCCGUGCUCAUGCUAUGGAGGUGAGUUCUGGGUGUGAUGUGAACGAGAGCUUGGCUAACUUUGCUAGGAUGAAGCAACGCGGUAUUUGUGUGCUUAGUGCAACUGGUUGUGUUACAAAUGUCACGUUGCGCCAACCCUCCUCGUCUGGGGCCAUCGUUACCCUUCAUGGCCGGUUCGAGAUUCUUUCACUGCUUGGAUCAAUCUUGCCUCCACCAGCUCCUCCGGGGGUCACGGGCCUCACCAUCUACUUAGCAGGGGCUCAGGGGCAGGUUCUGGGUGGUGCAGUUGCUGGUGCACUGGUUGCUUCAGGCCCAGUGGUGAUCAUGGCUGCAACAUUCAUGAAUGCUACAUUCGAUCGUUUGCCAUUGGAUGAAGAUGAAAUUCUCGUUUCAGCGAUGCAUAAUCAGCAUUUCCAAAAUGGUCGUCAUCAUCAACAGGUUGAUUUCUCUGAUACUUAUGGAAUGCCACAAAACUUGCUCACCAAUGGUUCUUUGCCCCCGGAGGCAUAUUCUUGGGCACCAGGGCGGACACUGUCAAAGACCUAG